Molecule: messenger RNA, 4873 nt
Organism: Fusarium redolens
Lineage: Eukaryota; Fungi; Ascomycota; Sordariomycetes; Hypocreales; Nectriaceae
Exons: 3
Source: RefSeq, a predicted model, not a curated record
AUGACUCACUAUCUGAGCUGGCGGGCCCUCGUGGUUUUGGCCCUGACAGUUUCAGCUUCUGCAUACCCCCAUCAAACAUACCCAGACCUCCUCCCACGUGCUGGAUGUCCUAUUCCUAAGAUUUGCACCUGGGGAAGUUGCACCAACACCACUAUUGGUCUUGAUCCCCGGAAUUGUGGAAAGUUUGGGAACUCUUGUGAACCUUCAGAGAUCUGUGUUGCUGGCGAAUGUCUUGCACUUGAUCUCGGCACAGACGAUUGUCCUACCGCAUGCAAGCCUGGUCAAUUGUGUACCAAUGGCGAGUGCAUUUCCAUCGAAAUCGCCGUGGAUCCUCUUCACUGUGGAGAGGAGGCUUGUGAUCCUGCCUCUCUCUGCAUCAACCAACAAUGCCAGAAACUCGACAUCGGCUCAGAUCCUACGUCCUGCGGUUCUUCUAAUACGACUUGCGACGCUGGAAGCUGGUGUCUCUACGACACCUGCGUUCCCUUUAUUCUCGGUACCAACGUUCAAGCCUGCGAUAAGACUACUUCAUGUUCUAUUGAUACUUCCCAGAACUGCACUGCUGGGCAAGUCUGCGUUUCUGGGAGAUGUCAGUCCCUUGAAGAUGAAGAUGCAAGCCAGAACUGUGAUGGGCUCUGCGAGCCUGGCUCAUGGUGCUUGGAUAGUGAAUGCGUGCCGAUUAGUAUCUCUACAGAUACUUCUCAGUGCGGCAGUAGCUCCAAACCAUGCGGCAAGGGACAAGUAUGCGUCUCAGGGCAGUGCAUUAGCAACCUGGUCCACCAAGAAAGCAUCCCAAGGACAGCUUGUAGUAUUUCUACACGUCCAGGAGGAUUUGUUUCGGAACCGGGUCAAUCUUCAGGUCAAGGCAACAACCGUGGCGGUCAAAAAGGAUCAUCCAAUGGCUCCUCUUCAGGACAAGGUGGAAGUCAGCAAGGGGGAGAUUCUACCUCGAACGACAACGGAUCUGGCGGCUUCCCCAGGAGUUACCAGGGCGGGUUCACCGGCUCACGUCCAGGCUUUAACUCUGGCUCUGGUAAUAACCAGGGUGGCACCAAUAGCUUUGGCGUUCCUCGUCCAGGUCCAGGCGAAGAUGGUAAAGGAUUUCCAUCAUCGGCCUGCGAGCCGGACUGCCCUUCAAACUUCAUCUGCGUUAGCGGAGAAUGCCUUUCGGUUUCGGACCCUUUAUCCUGCGGACCCUCCACCAAUUUGAACCGUCUCUUCCAUCGGCAAAACACUGUAUGCCCACCAGGGUAUGCCUGUAUCGACGACCGUUGCGUUCGUGUGGAUGGACCCGUCAGCUGCGGCGGCUCUAUCUGCCCUGCCAACCAUGCCUGUAUCCAGGAAGCCUGUGUGCCUCUUGGAGAUCCCACUGACUGUGGUGGUGAGACGUGUGGCAGUGAUGAGAUCUGUUUGGGUAAUACCUGUGUUUCGAACCCGGCGUUGGCCAGCUGUGCUGGUGUUGUAUGCCCUGCUGGGCAGGUAUGCCAGAACGGAGACUGUGUUGCCGCUGGUGGUGCACCUGGUGCAAACGGUAAUCCUCAGGGCAAUGGCGGUAGACCCGGCAGUAAUGGUGGUUCUCCAGGCGACGGCUCUGGCAACGGAGGCUCUGGCAAUGGCGGAUCUGGCGGCGGUUCCAAUGGAGGUUCCAACGGUGGCUCCAAUGGGGGAGGUAAUGGUGCGUCUCCUGGCGAUGGAUCAGGCAACGGGGGCUCCGGUAACGGUGGUACUGGCGGUGGAUCCAAUGGGGGAUCACCAGGCGGCAACGGUGGUUCUCCAGGGAAUGGCUCUGGGAACGGACCAGAUAGCGGUAACCCGGAAGGAAACGGUGGCCGACCCGGUCCCGAUCGUGGUGAUGACAGCUCCUCUGCUGGCAAUGGUGAUGGAGGUGGCAGUGCUACUGUAACCUCUCCGGCUGCAAAUACCGCUACCCGCUCUGGGGCUGCCAAUCUUUCAGAUUCAACAGCAACCAGUGCUGACGCUAGUGAUGGUGCGCCUAUUGUCAAUCCUGGCCCUGGCACGACAGGCACGGAUGGCCUAUCGGCAUCAACCACUACCAUUCGAGGUCGUCCUGGCGGUAACGGAGGCUCAACUGCUUCAGGUGACGGUGGUGGUGGUUCUCCUACUCUGGCCUCGACUGGGGUGACAGAGACCAGUGCUGCUACAUCUGAUGCAGGGCCUAUCGUCAACCCUGGAUCUGAUUCAACAGAGCUUGCGGGUACCAGCACAAGCUUGAAAGGUGGUCCAGAGGGCACCGGAGGUUCUGAGAUUACACUCAGCGGGACUUCUUUGCCCACUGACACCAGCAGCGGGUCUCUUACCAAUGGUGGUAGCUCCACAGCCGGAGCUGUUGGUACUGAUACAACAGAUAUUGACAAUCCCGCUGCGUCUAGCACAGACGGAGGUGGCAUUUCAGCCUCUGCAUCCGGUGUCACUGGUACCGAUGUUGAUGGGCAGACAGAGACAGCCUCCACUACACAAGCCGCAACUGCUGCGCCAACGCAAGACACGCCAUGUUCCACAGACGAUGAUUGUCUUCUCAAUGUCGCUCUUUGUGUUUUCAAUGGCCUCAAUAUUUGUACUUGCGUCGACGGAGUUUGCACACAGCAGCCCGGUGGUCCUGAAGGUACAGGUACAGGAGUUACUGGUUCUGACCUUGGGACAUCAACUGGAGGUAACGGAGAGCCAACUGAUAGUGCUGGGUCGACAGUCACGGACGGUAGUGGAGAGACUGCUACUGCAACAACGGGAGAACCAGCUGCAACAUCGACAGUAUCAUGCUCUACAGACGACGACUGUCUGGCAAAUACUGUCUUGUGCUCAGAUGGUUUACUCAACCUUUGCAUCUGCGUUGACGCCAUUUGCAUUCUCGAUCCAGCUUUAGCUUCGACCUCUGAUGCCAACAACGGACAGACGACCACGAUCCAGGAUGCUACCACUACGGAUGGAGAAGCAGCCGCAACUUCAUCAGCUGUUGCGUGUACUACAGACGCUGAUUGUUUAGCCGAUCUUGGCCUCUGUGUCGAUGGCUUGGUUAAUCUAUGCAUCUGUGUAGAUGCCGUCUGCAUCGUUGACCCAGCCUUAGCCACGACAUCUAGUCUUGAUAAUGGACAGACGACUACAGUCCCAGCUGCAACAUCCACAGCAGUGUCGUGCAACUCAGAUGAUGAUUGCUUAGUUGAUGUUGAUCUUUGUGUCGACGGCUUGCUCAAUCUAUGCGUCUGUGUAGACUCCAUCUGCGUCGUGGACCCAGCUUUAGCCACUACUACUGCCGAUGCUACUGUCACAGCGACACAGCCAGCACCAACAGAGACAACUGCAGUUGCUUGCUCCACAGCCGACGACUGCACUGUCGAUGCAGACCUCUGUCUCAUUGGAGGGCUCAACCUUUGUGUCUGCCUCAACGGAGUCUGCGUUGCUGACCCUAACGGUCAGGAAACGACAGCUACGAACCCUACUGAGACCACCGGUGGACCAGGAGCUACUUCAACUGCCGUUGCUUGCUCUACGGCUGAUGAUUGCGCUGUCGAUGCGGGCCUAUGCCUCGACGGAUUGAUUAACCUUUGUGUCUGUCUCAAUGGCGUCUGCGUUGUUCCUGGAGGAGGCAAUGAUCAGACAACUACAGAGACUGGUGCUGGAACAGGACCUACGACAGCACCACUUUCAUGCUCUACAACUGAUGACUGUGUUGCUGAUGCCGACCUAUGUCUUGAUGGUCUGUUGAACCUCUGUGUUUGCCUCAACGCUGUCUGCGUCGUAGCAAACCCUGGGGGUGAUCCGACUGAAACAACUGCGGCACCACCUGAAAACACUAGAACUCCAUGCGCCACCAAUGGUGAUUGUACGGCUAAUGCCGCACUUUGUCUAGACGGCUUGAUCAACCUAUGUGUUUGCCUCGAAGGUAUAUGUAUCGUCAAUGGUGUUGGCAAUCCCACUGAAACGACUGCUCCUGCGCCAACAGAGACUUCUACGUCAUGCAAUACUGCCGAUGACUGUGCCGCCAACGCUGGCCUUUGCUUGGACGGGCUUCUCAAUCUUUGUCUCUGCGUCGACGCAGUUUGUAUACGAUCACCAGGUGGUGGUGGUAACAAUGGCGAUCCCUGCACUGACGAUGGUGAUUGUACAGCUGCGGGAGCUAUAUGCCUUGACAGUGGUGUUUGUGGACCUGAUCCAGGCAACACGCCAACUUCAUGCACUACAGCCGACGACUGCACGGCUAACGCUGCUCUCUGUUUGGAUGGCCUGUUGAAUCUCUGUGUUUGCGUCAAUGCUGUCUGUGUACAAGCUGGCAACGGCGGCGGUAACGGUGAUGCUUGCACAGACGAUGGCGACUGUACUACUGCAGGGUCAGUCUGUCUUGACAGCGGUGUCUGUGGACCUGAUCCAGGCACCAACCCAACUUCAUGCUCUACGGCAGAUGAUUGUACAGCAGAUGCCGACCUUUGUCUCAAUGGUCUUCUCAAUAUCUGUGUUUGUGUCAACGCCAUCUGCGUACAGGGUGGAGGUGGUGGGGGCAAUACUGGCGAUUCAUGCUCUGUCGACGCUGACUGCACCACUCCAGGAGAUGAAUGCAGCAACGGUGUAUGUCAGGCAGCAGGAGGCGGAGGCACAGACGCUUGUGUCGACGCCAACGAUUGUCUCCUCUCCGUCAAUCCUCUCUGCGUUCUCGGUCUGUGUGUCUGCGUUGAUGCAGUCUGUACUACAUCCCCCGACGUUGACGAGUGUACCUCCAACGCAGGUUGUAGCGCUGGAGCUACAUGUCAGAAUGGUGUUUGUGUUGAUAAUACUGAGUGCAGUGGUGCAGCAGAUUGUCUCGCGAAUCUUGAUCUAUGCGUUUUGCCGGGCGUUUGUGCUUGUGUCAAUGGUGUUUGUGGAC